AUAUGACAGAUCCCGAUAGCAUCCGACUCCUCAUUCCGCAUUGUUCGUGUAAUUCCGUAAUUGGAUGCUGAGACUGAAUCGUUAAAAGUUUUAAGGAAGUUUUUGUGCUAUCGCUUAACAGGUCACUUAAAAAAAUGGAGAUUGGAUCUGAGAUGGAAUGUGGAGAUGGGCGAUGUCGGGAUAUGUUCCUCGAAUUCCUCUACAUUGUUGUCCUUCCUGGCAUCAUCAUGUUCACAAUUGUCUUCUUCACCAGUAUCCUUAUGUGCCGUCAUUCAUGUAAAAGGAAAAAGAGUACCACAUUUUCGGAUGAAACGCAACUCCUGCAGUACAACUCAAUCCGUAGAGCCUCACUAAAUCUACGCCACCUCUCUCGCAACCGGGACACGCCCCUGCUGUCCGGCCGAACUGAGCGUGACUACCGCACCGUAUCGCUGAACCUGGACGGGGAGGAACGCUACCACCGGUCUAUGCAUGCCAGUGCUAGUGCUCCAGGCACACUGCAGAGAGAUAAUGAGCGUCGACGCCACCGCCACCAGCGCUACCACAGCUCUACUGCUGAUGUAGACCCCCUGAGCUAUGGUGAUAUGCCAGUCAACACGGCCACUGUGACCACCACAGCUGUUUCUUUGAACGGAGGAGAGUCAUGUACACAGUCUGGGGUGGAAUAUGCAGAGAUCAACCAUGAAGCCCUGGCGUCUGGAAGUGUCCCAGAAUAUGUACAAAAUGAGCAGCUGGUCAUUUAAAAUAAGGUCCAUAAAUAUGUUAAAACAA
Dreissena polymorpha is the source of this 771-nucleotide messenger RNA. RefSeq lists its product as uncharacterized. Lineage: Eukaryota; Metazoa; Mollusca; Bivalvia; Myida; Dreissenidae. The transcript is spliced from 6 exons. The record is from RefSeq and is a predicted model, not a curated record. The coding region runs from base 135 to 743 and encodes 202 amino acids.